Messenger RNA from Paramisgurnus dabryanus, 5425 nucleotides. It is a transcript of the gene sema3b, whose product is annotated as sema domain, immunoglobulin domain (Ig), short basic domain, secreted, (semaphorin) 3B. Lineage: Eukaryota; Metazoa; Chordata; Actinopteri; Cypriniformes; Cobitidae. Gene Ontology annotation, molecular function: semaphorin receptor binding; chemorepellent activity. Gene Ontology annotation, biological process: neural crest cell migration; positive regulation of cell migration; semaphorin-plexin signaling pathway. Gene Ontology annotation, cellular component: plasma membrane. The record is from RefSeq and is a predicted model, not a curated record.
AGCCAAAGCCAAAAGGACUGAAAGAAAGAGAGAGAGAGAGAGAGAGAGAGAGAGAGAGAUAAAGCUAAUAAGAGAAAGAACUAGUAAAAUCAGUGGUUGAGAAAGAAAGUGAAGAGGAAAAUUGAGAUUAAUAUAUAUUAAAAGAAAGAAACAGAGAGAGGGAGGACUAACUAUAGAAUCACUUCAGCCUGGGACAGAAGAGAUUGAAGAAGAGAGAAAAAAGAGACAUGAAUUAACUCUUGGAUAUAAGACACAUGGUCAUUCGAGGAGCGCUAGUGCUGUAAUCUGUCAUUGAAUUGCCCGGCCACAGUGUGUGUGAGUAGGGAGAGAGAGUGAGAGUGUUUGUGCGAGCCUGUUGUUCCUCUGGAGUCUACGGGACCAUGGCACCUGUCAGAAACGGAUGAACUUGAGGCUUUAAAGACCUGCGGAAAGAAACACAGGGAGAAAAACAGGGUGAUUUCCCAAGUGGGCGUUUUAGUGGAAACCAUAAAUGGCCCACCUGCAUGGUCCAAUCACAGUUUUAACUGACACCUGAGAGAGAGAAAAGCCUCCAGCAUAGAAAAGGAAACGUUCACAGCAUCGCUGUCACAGCUAGAGCUGUCACGACAACAGCUGCCACGACAACCAGCAUCCCGGUCAACCAUCUGUGUGGCAGCUGUCUGCGGUUUAACCUUAACUGAGAAGUUCUGGUGGUCCUCAGAAGAAGAUGAUGAUGAUGGUGAUGACGUACAGUUCGCUUGUUCUGCUCGGGCUGGUCAGCAUCAGUGCUUCAUCUGGUGGAAGUUCUUCAACCUACUCUCCACGUAUGAAGCUCUCUUAUAAAGAUCUUCAACAGUUUAACGGAGUUAAGCGGUUUGACUUAGACCGUUCGUGUUGUUUUGGAGCUCUCCUAUUGGAUGAAGAGAGGGGGCGGCUUUUUGUCGGCGCUCGUAACUUCCUGUUAUCUCUCAGUCUUGACAACAUUAGCAGACAGGAACAGAAGAUUUACUGGCCAGCGCCUGUUGAUUGGAGAGAAGAGUGCAACUGGGCAGGGAAAGAUAUCAAUACUGACUGCGUCAACUAUGUGAAGGUUCUGCAUCACUAUAAUCGUACUCACCUGUACGCCUGUGGCACUGGAGCGUUUCACCCCACCUGUACUUUUGUUGAAGUGGGACAGAAGUUGGAGGAUCACGUGUUUAGAAUCGAUCCCUCUAUGGCAGAAGAUGGAAAAGGAAAGAGUCCAUAUGAUCCAAGGCACACAUCAGCAUCUGUUCUGAUUGGUGAUGAGCUCUAUGCGGGCGUGGCCACUGAUUUGAUGGGGCGGGACUUCACGAUUUUCCGCAGUAUGGGACGUAGGCCAUCCAUACGAACAGAACAACAUGAUUCUCGCUGGCUCAAUGAGCCAAAGUUUAUAGCUGCAUUUGGUGUUCCCGAGAGUGAAAAUCCAGACGAUGAUAAAGUCUUCUUCUUCUUUCGAGAAACCGCUGUGGAAGCUCAGGGAUUCGGGAAGGUUACUUAUGCCCGGAUUGGUCAGCUGUGCAGGAAUGAUAUGGGAGGACAGCGCAGUCUAGUAAAUAAAUGGACAACAUUUCUGAAAACACGUCUUGUGUGUUCUGUGCCAGGCAACGAUGGCACUGAAACACAUUUUGAUGAACUCCGGGAUGUGUUCCUGCUGCCAACCCGUGACAGAAAGAACCCUCUGAUCUACACUGUCUUUACCACUUCCAGUAGUGUAUUUCAAGGCUCUGCGGUGUGUCUGUACACCAUGAAUGACAUUCGACGGGCGUUUUUAGGGCCAUUUGCCCAUAAAGAAGGACCCAAUUAUCAGUGGGUUCCAUUCCAGGGUAAAGUGCCAUACCCACGGCCAGGCAUGUGUCCCAGUAAGACCUUCGGCAGUUUUGAGUCCACUAAAGGUUUUCCUGAUAACGUAAUCCAGUUUGCAAGGCACCAUCCGUUAAUGUUUAAUCCGGUCACUCCACUGGGAGGCCGACCGCUGUUCCUGCGCACUGGAAUACCAUACAGCUUCACUCAGAUUACAGUAGACAGAGUCAAUGCGGCUGAUGGACACUAUGACGUCAUGUUCAUCGGUACAGAUGUUGGCUCUGUGCUGAAGGUGAUCUCUGUUCCUAGAGGAAGCUGGAGCAACACGGAGCUUCUGCUCGAGGAGCUCCAGGUCUUUAAGGAUUCAUCGUCUAUUAUUAGUAUGCAGAUUUCCUCCAAACGGCAACAGCUGUAUGUUGGCUCAGAUACAGGUGUGAUUCAGGUGCCUCUGCACCGCUGCAGUAUGUACGGUAAAGCUUGUGCCGAGUGCUGUCUGGCUCGAGAUCCCUACUGCGCUUGGGACGGACACUCAUGCACGCGCUACCUGCCAAACACAAAACGGAGGUUCCGGCGUCAGGAUGUGAGGAAUGGUGAUCCUAAUGCUCUCUGCUCUGGAGAUCACCAGAAGCCGCGUGUCCUGGAGAAAAGGUUAUACGCGGUGGAUGGAAGCAGCUCGUUCCUGGAAUGUGUCCCUAAAUCACUACAGGCCCACAUUACAUGGACCUAUCAGAGGCACGCUGAAAGCCCACGGGAGGAGGUUCGUUUGGAUGACCGCGUGCUACACACCGAGCGAGGCCUGUUGUUAAGGCGCGCCGUGCGAAGAGACAGUGGCGUGUAUCAGUGUCAUGCAAUGGAACAUGGAUUUACCCAAACCAUCCUUGCGAUCACACUGGAGAUUUUGCCUUCGAGUGGCUCUGCCCCUUCCGCCGUUAACCCUCGCAGCCCUGGCCACGGUCAGUCCACCAAUCAAAAGCUGUGGUACCGGGACUUCAUGCAAUUGGUGGAUCAUCCCAACCUAAGCACGGUCGAUCAGAUCUGCGAGCAAGUUUGGUCCCGUAAGCACAGUCUAUCUGGAAAAAGCGCUGCAGAUCCGGCCAACGAGGCCCCGAGUCAUGACCAACUAAACUCAAACCAUAAAAAAUGGAAGCACUUGAAGGAAGUGAGGAAAGGACGAAAUCGGAGAACGCAUGAUGGACGACCCGCUCCUCGAUCUCCUCGGAGUGCAGGAGAGUAGCGAAAGGUGAGAGACUGAGAGACAAAGAGAUAACAAAAAAAAUGAGAGAUCACUGGAAAUGGACCGAUUCUUACGCAGCAUCUCAUUCAAGAAACACCUGUUACCCCCUCUGACAUCAUUCUAUUCUACCACCCCUGUUAUCAGUCUAUAUAUACUCUGAAGCCCUCAUCUCUAGUCUAAAGACCCAAUCUAGUGCCCCUUGACCCCAAUCCUGCCUGUAUCCCCCAGCUACUAUUACUUCAGCUUCGGUUUACUGCUCUCGAUAAUUACCCUGAAGCUCACAGUUCAAUAUCAAGAAGACUUUGCCCAUACCUGUUACUGGGAGACUCAGAACUGAAUACUAGAAAAAUGCAUGCAUGCACUGCCUAGAUCAGUAAACAUGGUUUCUUGUAAACACACAUUCAAGUCCAUGUGUUCUCCUCUGUGUUUUGAACCGGCUGUUGUGCAAUGUGUGUUGUGUAGAUUAGAUUCUUCUCUCGCUUUGGCUCUCAAAAACUAUUGGACUCACCAGCACCUGAUGAUCAUCAUCAACCUUUAUUCACAGCUUAUAAACUUACAAAGAAGAAGAAAAAAACAAACACCAAAACUGUACAGUUGUAGAGUAUGUGUUUUUUAUGCCACCGUAAUUAUACACAUUGCAAAAAUACAGAGGUUAGUGAGCUUUAAAGUUUGUCAUGGGGGUCUGCUUAGUUGUCAGGUGUUUGUUUUGUUUUUUGAUGAUGUGUGUUGUAUGGGAAUGAGAUGGACAUACAGUACCAUUUAUACAGUAUACAGUGGCAUUAUAGAUAAUAUGGUCAGGGAAGACAUCUACAAAGAGAUAUCAUAUCCUGCUGAUCUCUAAAUAGGCAAAAUGGUUUCCUGUUUUUUUAUACAAUUGUACCAUGUUUAAACAAUUUAACUUCCUACUAUUAUUCCUUUUAUUCACUGUUUAAAAGAAUACGUGUUCAGUGAGCAUCAUAUAAGAUCUCAGUGUGUGUACAGUAUAACAUAUGUUGGUAAAUAAUGGGUGAAAUCCCAGGACAGAAAAUGAUCGCAGGUCAUCCUUGGAGAUAAGAAAUGAUAACGAAAACUCCCUCUUUCUUAGCUUUAUUGAAUAUUUAAUAUAUUUAACAUGUCUUUCAAAAGGUCCAUUUUUCAUGAAAUCUUUCUACAUCUUACAAAUAACAGUAUUGAAUUUGUUAGUAAAUGCAUGUUUUCAGUACAUAUGUAAUGUCAGGUUUCUAAAAAUUCCAAAAAACCUACAUAAUUUUAGGCGUAUUUGACCAUGAGUACUUGACCAUAUAGGCGGAGUCUUACGUUUGUGCUUGGGUGGCACCUACCGGCAAAUAAGGGUACUGCAAUACUUCUGAGAGAGUGCGCUCCGUGGAUUUAAAUAUUGUUUAAAUAAAUUAAAACUAUUUUUGACUUAAGUUGCUUAGUCUAGCUGUUAAAAUAUCAAGAUUAGACAAAUAAAAUACGAUUUCUAUUUUAUUAAUAUGAUCCGAAGGGCGGGGCAAACUCCACCUAUGGAUUUGACCUGUCAUGGUGUUCUUGCUAAUAUGGUGGUGCUCUGCAGCUUUGUUAAAGUAGGCAGGUUAUUUCUGGUUUCAGAGUUAAUCUUGGCCUUGUAAAAUAAUCUAAUCCAAUUAAUUUUUCAAAGAGAUGUAAGAAUGUUUUUGAGCGGAACUGGUAGUUAUCAUGUGGUAGUAUUUUUAUCUGUUUUCAGAAAGUUUUGUUUAAUAUUUGCAUGACUUUGAAACGUCUUGAUGAGCGUUUUGUUACAAUGGAAAGACCAUAUUUUAAAGUAUCCUACAAGGUUAACUGGUGCUUUCAUUGUAUAUUUAUAAGCUAAGUGUUGUAGUCGUACUAAAGCUGACCUACAUGUGUAUGUCCACUUUGAUAGAGGAGAAUAUGAGAACAUGCUUGUGUGUAUAUUUUGAAAUUCAUUUUAAUACAUAUUUAAAGCUCACUCCGUAUGGAAAUCGCCUUUUGCCAAAUGAGUCUUCAGAAGAAAACUAUUAAGACAUCCAAAGCCCUUUCAACUGAUCUCUUGUGACGCCUCUCAGUUUUUGAGUGCGAGAGCAGGUGUAUGUGUCUCAUUGUGAGAGAGUCUGUGUGUGAUAUGUGUACAGUAUAUGGGAUGAAAGAGUAACCCUGCGUCCCGAUUAAUAGAUUUAGUAUGUCCCAUAUCUUUCAAAGCACUCAAAUGUCUAAUUUUUUUCCAUAACAAAAACAGUACUUUUAGGGCAUAGGACAUAGUUAGCGAAUUGGGACGCAGGCUAAAUUUCAUUUUGUUGACAGGUCAAAGGUCGAAGGCCAAAGUUGACGUGAACACUGUAUUUUUUUCUGUUGAUUGUUGCAUCAGACUGUAAUUAAUUAACACAAUAAAACAUACAGUUAUUUGAAAAUAAA